Messenger RNA from Scomber japonicus (chub mackerel), 1579 nucleotides. RefSeq lists its product as uncharacterized. The coding region runs from base 1 to 822 and encodes 273 amino acids. The record is from RefSeq and is a predicted model, not a curated record. The transcript has 5 exons. Gene Ontology annotation, cellular component: membrane. Gene Ontology annotation, biological process: lipid metabolic process. Lineage: Eukaryota; Metazoa; Chordata; Actinopteri; Scombriformes; Scombridae. Gene Ontology annotation, molecular function: oxidoreductase activity, acting on the CH-CH group of donors.
AUGACAAACUUUCAGAUCCCGGAGGUACUCGUCGACCUGCAGGACGCGAUCAUGGGCAGCACUCUGGCCAGAUGUGCAGCCACAGACCUCGGCAUCCAAUGGGCCGGAUGGGCUCUGGCUGCAGCGUUCAAAACUGAGAAGUUCUACGAUUUGGCAGGAUCUGGUACAUUUAUACUGCUCGCCCACCUGAGUCGGAUCUGGGGAGGAGCCAAGCAUGUCCGCCAGAAUGUGCAGACAGGGCUGGUGACAGCAUGGGGACUCAGGCUGGGGACAUUCCUCUUCAUGCGGAUCUUGAAGGACGGUCAUGAUCGCAGGUUCAACAAUGUCAGAGACAGCCCAGGGACUUUCUUUGUAUAUUGGUCUAUUCAAGCUGUGUGGGUAUUUAUGACCCUCCUGCCCACCCUCAUGCUUAACAGUGAGACGCGAGAUGUGCCUCUGGGAACGAGGGACUAUGUCGGCUGGGCUAUAUGGGGCCUUGGCUUUGCCACCGAGGCUAUUGCUGACCAGCAGAAAUUGCUUUUCAAGCGUGACCCAGAUAAUGCAGGAAAAUUCAUCCAGAGUGGACUGUGGGCUUACAGCAGACACCCAAAUUAUUUGGGAGAGAUCAUGCAGUGGUCAGGUCUGUGGCUCUCAGCCUCCUCGGUCAUGCAGGGUCACCAGUACCUGAGCGUGGCGUCACCUCUCUUCGUUUGGUUCUUGCUACGUUACGUGAGCGGCAUCCCCAUCCUGGAGAAGCAGGCCAUGAAGAAAUGGGGAUCUGACCCAGGCUUCCAGGACUACAUCAAAAACACUCCUCUUCUCUGGCCAUUGCCUAAAUUUUGAUGUUUAAACAUUUGUCAUGAUAUUUAAACUUUCAUGUACCAAUAAUUACCUCAAAGACAGAAUACACUCUCAACUGAAAUGUAUAUGAUUUUGAAUGUAGUAAGUUUUUCAUUAUUAAAAAGGUCUUUAGAGAAAAUAUCAGAAAUGCUCCUUUUCGUCCAGCAGGAGGAGAGCCAUACAUUUGUAGUAUAACUACAAGUCAUGGACAUUCAGGGUGUUGUGUGAAGGAACCAGAAUAUAGUCAGACCAAAAUUUGCACGUACAUUUACAUGCUGUUUAAUGGGCUGCAGCUAAUUAGCUAUCAAGCCAGUGAAUGUUUGUCUAGAGGCUCAUUCAACAAGCUACAGUGCAGGACAAGACAUAUGUUCAUGUUUAAGUAAGAUAAGGAGACUUUAGCAGGGAAGAUAUAAUGUGGGUCAUUCAGAGUCUUGUGUCUCCUUGUGUAUCAGGAUGCGAUCAGGCUCAGUGUAACGGUCUAGUCUGCUGAAGAUAAGACACCACGUUAUUAUGCUUUGGGCAAGAUUUGAUUUGCUGAAUGUAAAGUUUUCCAUCUACAUACAUGGAUAACUACUUUUUGUUGAAUGAAUGCAGAAAUGUGGCAUCAAAAUUAAACCAAAGAUUGUACAUUUCUUCCCUUUUUUCUGUUGAAUGAGGACAUGCAGACUGAGCAGAUGAUUGUUGUAGCAGAAAAAACAUGAAAUCUAAUUUUAGUUGGGCUUUUGAGUGCUAUGAACACUACGGUCGAAAUUCACAUGUG